Messenger RNA from Saccharomycodes ludwigii, 882 nucleotides. It is a transcript of the gene NBP2, whose product is annotated as adaptor protein NBP2. Gene Ontology annotation, molecular function: protein binding. The record is from RefSeq and is a predicted model, not a curated record. Bases 1 to 882 code for a protein of 293 amino acids. NCBI's taxonomy places the organism in Eukaryota, Fungi, Ascomycota, Saccharomycetes, Saccharomycodales, Saccharomycodaceae. The transcript has a single exon.
AUGUCAAACUCUAAUCAUACAUACCAACAUGUAAAUACAAAUGUCACAACCACAAACUCAGAAACAAACGCUAAUCAUAUAUCCACGGAUCCCGCUACAGAAGAGGAACAGUUAAAUAACAACCAUAAUUCUUCUGAAGACUAUUCUACUAGCACAGGCUAUAUAUCUGUUAAAGAUUUUGCAUAUGAUGAAUCACAUCCUCUACAUUACGGAUAUUAUGAGGAAGAUGACAAUAAUAGUAGCGAUAAUGAAAAUAAAUAUGCUGAUGAUGAUUAUGCGAACGACAGCUACCAGGAAUACUCCCUCGUUAAUGGAAGCUUUAUAGGGCCAAAUAAUAAUUCGAUACUAGAUAAUGUUGAUUACGACGAAGAUGAAGAAAAUAACUCAGAAUGGGAUACUAAUAAAAGACAAAGUAUUAUUUUACCCGAGGAAUACAUUAUCAAUAAAAGAGCCAUAGCAUUGUAUGAUUUUGAAAGUGAAAAUGAUAACGAAUUAGCUUUACAAGAAGGUGAUAUGAUUUUUAUUGAUUAUAAGCAUGGGCAAGGAUGGUUAGUGGCUGAAAGUUUUGAUGGCAAAAGAACUGGACUAGUACCGGAAGCAUACGUAUCUAUACUAGAAGAUAACACUGAACAACAUACUAAUAAUGGCAAUGAUGCCAAAAGGCCUGGCUUUUUGACUAGUUUAUUAACAGAAAAUUCCAUAAAUACCGAUAUUAUACAGCAGCAUGAGAACAAUAGUGAUAACAGUGAUAACAAUGAUGAUGAUGAGUACGAUGAUGUUAAUGAUGAUUACGAUUAUGAAGAUGAAGACGAAGAUGUUGCUACCAACAGCAAUAAACUUACUACAGGGUUUAUAAAUAAAGUUGAACAAAUAAAAUUAUGA